AAUCAGUUUGCCACUUGCCGCCGACUGAAUUGCACGGAAUCUGGUAGAGCAAAUCAAUUUCAACAGAGCGACAUGGAUUUGACCGGCAAAAAUGUGGUUUACCUUGGUGGAUUCGGCGGUAUAGGCCAGAAAUGUGUGCAAGAACUUCUGCAACGGCAAAUAAAGGCUCUAGCCAUUUUUGAUUUGGUUGAGAAUGCCGCGGUCUUGGCUGAGUGGAAAAACAAGAACCCCAACACGGAUAUUUUCUACCAAAAACUGGACAUCACCCAGAAGUCGGAUAUAGAGGCGGCUUAUAAGGCAACCGCCGAGAGAUUGGGUCACUUCGACGUGGUCGUCAAUGGCAGUGGACUAAUGAACGAUCGUCUAAUCGAACUGACUAUUCAAAUUAACCUGCUGGGAGUAAUCAACAGCACUUUGACCGCCUUGGAGUACAUGGAUAAGGCGAAAGGUGGUAGAGGUGGACUCAUAGUAAAUAUAUCCUCGGUGGCCGGACUCCAGCCCACGGCUUUAAUGGCCAUUUAUUCGGCGGCCAAGACGGGUCUUACCACUUUUACUAGGGCAAUGGCUAACCCCAUUUAUUACGCUCACUCUGGCGUUGGCUUCAUUACAAUCUGUCCGGGAUUUACGGAUACUGGACUUUUAGAGGAUAUUGGUAGCAAGACAACAUUCACUUACGAAACUCCCAUGGUGGCUAUGUUCAACAAAAUUCAGCGGCAGAAACCGGAGGACUGCGCUAGGAAUUUGGUACGAGCUAUAGAGACGGCCCAAAAUGGAGCAGUUCUAAUGCUGGAGUUGGGUGAAUCUCAAGAGGUGGAUAUGCCAGUCAUGUGGAAGCCCCAGCUGAGCGAUUAGUUUUUCAUUGUUAUUGCUUCUAAUGUAUAUACACUUAAAUAUGUAAUCUCUUUCAGUUUGUUGGUGAUCUUUAAAUAAAAAUUUAAUCAAGCUUGUUCUAUACUUAA
Molecule: messenger RNA, 959 nt
Organism: Drosophila rhopaloa
Lineage: Eukaryota; Metazoa; Arthropoda; Insecta; Diptera; Drosophilidae
Product: alcohol dehydrogenase 1
Exons: 4
Coding region: 73-852 (259 amino acids)
Cellular component (GO): cytoplasm
Molecular function (GO): alcohol dehydrogenase (NAD+) activity
Source: RefSeq, a predicted model, not a curated record